UCUGUCCUGUCAUAUGAGGCUCGGUCUCAGGCUCUGGGGUCUGGCUGGGCCAGGGAGGGUGGUUGUCUGCGACCCGCCUGGCCUCACCAGCUUGUCCCUCACCUGUUUGUCCCUCACCUGUUUGUCUGUCACCUAUUUGUCCCUCCAGGAUCGACGAGUCAAGGAUGCCUGUGCUGGAGACCCCAGCCGCUACUACGACGAGGCUUCCGGGAGGUGCUGUUACCGCUGCCCCGAGGGACUGUCCCCAACGCAGCCGUGUCCGCAGGGGUCUGUUGACUGCAGGAAGCAGUGUGAGCCCGACUACUACCUGGACGGGGCCGGCCGCUGCACGGCCUGCGUGACCUGCUCCCGGGCCGAACUCGUGGAGAAGAGGCCGUGCGCAUGGAACUCCUCCCGCGUCUGCGAAUGUAAGCCUGGCAUGUUCUGCGUCACGUCAGCCACCAACUCCUGUGCCCGCUGCUUCCACCACUCGGUCUGCCCAAGAGGGCAGAUCGUCAAGUUCCCGGGCACAGCGGAGAAGGACACCGUCUGUGAGCUGCCUUCCCCAGGGACCAGCCCUGCCUGCUCCAGCCCGGAGGACUGCAAGGAGCCCACCAGCAGCAGCAUCCUGCAGGCCGAGCCUACCCCGACGACCCCGGCAGCCUCCAACGCCAGGACCACACUUCUUAGAGGGGGCACCUCCCUUGCCCCAGAAGACGCUUCCAAACUGGCAAGGGCUCCCAGCUCCCCCUCCUCUGCGGGGAAGCCUAGUUCCGGUCCAGGACCGUCCCCGCCGCAGCCGUGCCCGCAGGGCUCCGCCGACUGCAGGAAGCUGUGCGAGCCCGACUACUACCUGGACGGGGCCGGCCGCUGCACGGCCUGCGUGACCUGCUCCCGGGAUGACCUUGUGGAGAAGACGCCGUGCUCCUGGAACUCCUCCCGCGUCUGCGAGUGUCGGCCCGGCAUGCUCUGCGCCACGUCAGCCACCAACUCCUGUGCCCGCUGCGUCGCCCGCCCCGCCUGCCCGCCCGGGAUGGCCGAGGAGCCCCGGGGUAUGGCUGUGAGGGACGCCACCUUGGAGCCGCCUCUACCAGGGACCCACCCUGACUGCAGCACCACCCCAGGGAGCAGCCAGGCGCCUGCCAGCUCCCCCGCCACCCUGAGCUCCCAGAGCUCCCUGCUGGACUCCCAGACCAGCAAGACGCUGCCCAUCCCGACCGGCUCCCUCUCCUCCACGGGGAAGCCCAUUCUGGACCCAGGACCAGUGCUUUGGGUGACCGUGGUGCUGGCGGUGGUGGUUGGCUCUAGCAUCUUCCUCCUGUGCCGCUGGAGGGCCUGCAGGAAGCAGAUUCGGCAGAAGCUCCACCUGUGCUACCCAGUCCAGACCUUCCGGCCCAAGCUGGAGUCCGUGGAUUCCAGACCCAGGAGGAGCCCAGCGCAGCCGAGGAGGGACGUGUUGGUGACACGGCCGGAGUUAACAAGCCCCGCCCGUGGAGACCUGCCGCGGCGUGGGGACAGCCUGCUGCUAGACAAGUCUGCCCGCUGUGGAUGCCAGCCCGCCCGGGGGCUCCUCGUCCCCCAGGACCUGCCUGAACCCCGGGUGUCCACGGAGCACACCAACAACAGGAUCGAGAAAAUCUACAUCAUGAAGGCCGACACCGUGAUCGUGGGGACCGUGAAGGCUGAGCUGCCCGAGGGCCAGGCCCUGGCGGGGCCGGCAGGGCCCGAGCUUGAGGAAGAACUGGAAGUGGACCACGUCCCCCACUACCCGGAGCAGGAGACGGAGCCGCCUCUGGGCAGCUGCGGGGACGUCAUGUUCUCAGUGGAGGAGGAAGGGAAGGAGGACCCCCCGCCCGUGGCUGCCUCUGGGAAGUGAGGCCUGGCCUGGCUGGGGCGGGGAGGCAGUGGGGCGUCCUUCGGAAGGCCAGGGUGGCGGCACCGGUGUCGCCGAGCUUGAGGGCAGACACCUGCCUGAACCGACGCAGGGGUUCUGUGGUCUCUGCCUGCCUCCCCCGCUUAGCUGCCCCUGACCCAGACCCAGGGCAUCCAGGGCUCGUACAGAAGAGACAGUCCACAGGACCGCAGCCAAGUGGUGAUGUUGGCUGGGGCAGCAGGCAGACAGCAGGGACGGGGCACUGCUAAGAACAGCACUGGCCCCAGAGCCCUGGGCAUCAGCCACUGGCCACCAGGCCCAGGGCCCACUGAGGGGGAGAGGCUGCCAGGCUGGCUCCAGGCCCCCGACUGUACCCCUACUCCCUUCUCUCCCUGAGCCCCACAGGUGAUGCCCAGCAGGCCCUGUUGGCAUGCCACCAGCCCCUAGUUACUGUCGAUGUGGCCCCAGUGGGCACGGAGCCAUGGACUGGUGGUUUCUUCUGAGUCAGAAGGGAACUUGAGGGGGCAGCAUCGGCUGGCACAAUCCCAGCCGUGGCUGCCACGUGGCACCCUGUGCAGGGGGAGGCCCGGCCUGGCCCAAGCCUUGCCUGGGCUGAGCAAGACCCUCCUGGCGCUGCCCCCUUCCCUGUUCCAUAGCCCCCACAGGGCCCAGGACCAAUGCGCUCGUCUCAGAAUGUCCCCACGAGGCCUCUUGGGGCCCAGAUGUGUGCAGCCCCCCAGCAGCUGCAGUGCUCCCGCCCGGCCAGGGACUCCCUCCCCACACGGAGACGGGCCCUGGGGCCCUGCCUGGGGUCUUUGACUGCCCCGUGGCACCACCUGCUCUGUCUCCUAAAUGGAAGAAGCACCUACCCUGGAUCCGGCCUGGGUCCUGCGGCUCUGUGCCCACCGGGAGUGGCUGUCAGGAAGCCCCAGGUCCCCCCUAGACCCCUCCCUUAUUCUGGACUGCGGUAGACAAAAGAGUGCUGGGGCUCAGUCUGGAUUUCAGGAGCUUUGCGUUUCACACUAAGGAGUGAAGCUGCGCUGACAUCCAGUCCGCUGGCCCCUCCCCGGGGGCCUUCAGCUGCAUAAACAAACAAGUGGGGAUGACACAUCCGCCGCAGCCUGGAGACUCCUGGACUUACCGUCUGGAGCCAGCGGGAAAGCUGCUGUUUACUCCAGAGCCGAGAGCUCUAGAGGAAGUUGGGGCCGGUCAGGAAUCACGAGGGCAGUUUCUGAAAGUGCGAAGGUGUUUUGGGGAAAGUUCGAGAGGCCGGGGCAUUACGAGAGGCGGUUACAGCAGAGCCUGGACGUUGGCCAGAGGAAGUUUAAGUGCGACGGGUGCCAUUUGCCAAGAGCCUCGUGCCCCCCAGAGCCUUGGCCAUGUGGUGUGCGGGGCGCCACACGCCUGCCCGGCCGGCCGGCCAGCACCCUGGACUCUGGAUAUUGACACCUUUUAACAAAAUACUGCACUCCCUCGCCCAGUGGCCCUCACACAACUUUUGAUCCUCUAAAAAUCCUUAAUAGCCCAUAAAAAUGAAAAAUCGUAAGGCCGAGGGAGCUGUCACUGAAGCAGAGUAUGUUAGAACAUCUGAGCAGGGGGUGGGGGGAGCCUCUCCCCGGUAGGCAGAGGGGAGAGGGGUCUGCAGCUGCCGCCACACCCCGGACACCCGGGCCGCCAGUCUGGACGGAUCGGCCGCUUCUGGGGACCGGAGCCUGCUACCCGCAGCCCCUCCCGCUGCUGCAAAGGGGAAUUCUCCCUCCUUGUCACUGCGCUCCAGGUCCAAGGCCUGCCCCUGGGGGUGCUCAGAAUAAAGCCACUGUUGUCACAA
This is a messenger RNA of Microcebus murinus (gray mouse lemur), 3680 nucleotides long. RefSeq names its product TNF receptor superfamily member 8 (gene TNFRSF8). Gene Ontology annotation, biological process: signal transduction. Gene Ontology annotation, molecular function: transmembrane signaling receptor activity; protein binding. NCBI's taxonomy places the organism in Eukaryota, Metazoa, Chordata, Mammalia, Primates, Cheirogaleidae. The record is from RefSeq and is a predicted model, not a curated record.